AUGCCCACCAUCAACACCUCACCUCUUUCCCCAUCCCAAUGGCGCCUCUUUUGGAAACUACCUAUUCUCCUUCAAUCCCGAACUGUAUGGUAUAGACUUAUCCAUAGAAAAAUUCCCUCCAAAUCGACCCUCCACCGCUUCAUCCCCACAACUCACCCUUCACCUUCGUGUCCUCUCUGUUUGACCCAGAGCCCGGAGGAUAUCCAACAUUUCUUCUUUACUUGUCCUCUCAAACUCGCUGUAUGGCGGUUCCUUGCCACUACAUACCUAUCCCACACACCGAUGACCGACGACGUCCUUCUCCCAUUCCUCCACGGCAUUCAAACUCUAUCCAUAGCUGAACCCACUCGCUCUGCCUCCUUACCUUUUCCAGAGCUUACCGUUUACCAAGUUUUCGCUACCAGUCUACUCUGUAUAUGGCAAGCCCACUGGCACUCCAUCUUCGACCAUGUCCCUUUUGUCACCCUCAACGUUAACACAUCUAUUGCCCGUUCUCUGUCUCGAUUGGAAUCGGAAUUACAGUUUGAUUUGUAA
This is a messenger RNA of Mucor velutinosus, 534 nucleotides long. It is a transcript of the gene IPI3, whose product is annotated as Pre-rRNA-processing protein ipi3. The record is from RefSeq and is a predicted model, not a curated record. Bases 1 to 534 code for a protein of 177 amino acids. NCBI's taxonomy places the organism in Eukaryota, Fungi, Mucoromycota, Mucoromycetes, Mucorales, Mucoraceae. The transcript has a single exon.